This is a messenger RNA of Limulus polyphemus (Atlantic horseshoe crab), 2180 nucleotides long. Its product is annotated as solute carrier family 13 member 5-like. Gene Ontology annotation, molecular function: citrate transmembrane transporter activity; succinate transmembrane transporter activity. The transcript is spliced from 13 exons. The record is from RefSeq and is a predicted model, not a curated record. The coding region runs from base 200 to 1750 and encodes 516 amino acids. Gene Ontology annotation, cellular component: membrane. Lineage: Eukaryota; Metazoa; Arthropoda; Merostomata; Xiphosura; Limulidae. Gene Ontology annotation, biological process: monoatomic anion transmembrane transport; citrate transport.
GUCAGAGGUUCUCAACUGUACUUGAAGUAAAGAUAAGAUUGGGCUUUGAGGAUAAUAUAUCCACAAGAUCUUUACGGAUUAAUCUUGACACGCUUCUGAACGAACUUAUUUAAGCCUAGGUGACGGAUUGAUUUUUCGAAAUCAUUUCGACGACAGGAGUUGUCUCCUUUAAUCCAAAGAACUGAGAACCAGCUAAAUAAUGUUUGUCGUAAUUUGGUCAACGCUGAAAAAAAUAUUCCGCAUUCGCAAGACACUCUUCGCCUUUCUCAUACCACUAUUAUUGAUACCAAUUCCAGCUAAGAUCGGAACUCCGGAAGCAAAAUGUGCCUAUGUUCUCUUAUUAAUGGCCUGUUUUUGGCUAAUGGAAAUUAUGCCUCUCGCCGUCACUGCCUUGAUACCUGUAGUUUUUCUUCCAUUGUUUGGCAUACUCAGCACAGACGAAACCUGCAAAAUUUAUAUGAAGGAGAUCAAUAUGAUAUUUCUGGGUAGUCUGAUAGCGGCCACGGCAGUGGAGCAUUGUAACCUCCAUAACCGACUCGCUCUGAGGAUUCUGUUGUUAGUCGGAACAUCACCACGCUGGUUAAUGUUGGGUUUCAUGCUGACUACCGUACUGUUAGUAAGCGUAAUCCCUAUGGAAAAGAUGACAGAUCGUAAGCUUUCCAUGGCAUCAGUGACUACCGAUCCUAUUGAACAGGAUUCAAGGAGUAAAGAAGAAAAAAACUUGCGAAAAGCACUUUUUAUGGGUGUUUGUUACUCUGCCAAUAUCGGCGGGACCGGCACCUUGACAGGAACGACCCCAAACCUCAUUCUAAAAGGCCAAAUUGAUGAUGACUUCAAGGACUACUCUAAACUAACAUUUGCCUCCUGGAUGUUGUUCAAUAUACCUGGUACCAUACUUUGUGUUAUCUUAGCGUGGGCAUGGCUGCAGAUUCUGUUCAUGCGUCAGUGUGGAAAAGACAAGAAAAACAGCAAUGAUUCAGUGAAGACAAUCAUAGAAAAAAACUACAAAGAUCUGGGAUCGAUCACUUUCCACGAAGCUGCUGUUCUGGUCCUUUUUAUCAUACUGCUCAUCCUCUGGUUCUGCCGUGACCCAGGUUUUAUGCCAGGUUGGGGCGUAGCACUUAGCGGUGAAGAGAACAAGACAUUUCUCAAAGAUGCCAUCCCUGCUAUUGCUAUCGUUCUCCUACUUUUCGUAAUACCGGCUAGGCCUAUGGAACCCGAGACUAGUCCUCCUCUGCUGGAGUGGAAAAUAGCUCAACAGAACGUGUCUUGGGGAGUAAUCCUUCUUCUUGGAGGAGGAUUCGCAUUAGCGGAAGGAACAACGAGAUCUGGACUAUCAUUUUGGCUUGGUGAUCAACUCGCUGUACUUCAAGCCUUGUCGGCAGAAGUCGUUGUUCUGAUUGUUUGUUUGAUUGCCUUAACUUUAACAGAGGUCGCUAGCAACACGGCCACUGCCACCAUCAUGAUGCCUGUUUUGAGUAACCUGGCAGAAGCUGUGGGAAUUCACCCGAUCAAGAUCAUGAUGCCAGUUGCCAUGUGUUGUUCGUAUGCAUUUAUACUACCCGUUGCUACCGCUCCCAAUGCUAUUGUCUUUGAAGCUGCACCGCUGACACAGACGGAAAUGGCUCUUCCGGGUUUUAUCAUGAAGCUGUUGUGUUUAUCCGUCAGUAUGUUAAUGAUUCAUACUAUUGGGAACCCCAUAUUCAAGAUGGACGUUCCUAUAAGUACAAAUUCAACACUGGGCUACUGAAUGGUUUUGCAUUAGUCAGUGUGUUGAGUGUGAACCUGUUAUUGUAAAAUGAAUGAUAAGUAUUUGUUGUUGCUGUCUAAACAAUGAAUAAUAACACAUACAAAGAAACGUCAUGGCGAUAAAAGUGCAUAACAAAUUAUAACUCGGAAAAAUUGAAAUUCAGAACUUGUAGGAAUUAUUCCAAAAGUGUUCAUUUUUAUCGCUAACAUUUAGGUUUCGUUAAAUCCAACAAAGGUUAUUUUUCUGUUGUUUUCAAAAGAUUUAUAUUUGUGUCUAAAAAGAAAAUAUAUUUUAUUUCACUGUACAUAAACCUUUGUAAAGCCAUACUUAUAUAUACCAUUUCCGAAUGUCAUGUGUGAAUAUUUUUGCUCAUAUCGUAGUUGAAUUUUGUCGAACAAUAAAGAACUACAACUUACGUUUCAAAAACUUA